GCGCAAAUGAACUUGACUUACACCUUGGCGUCGCGACGCGUUUGAGUCUGAAGCGCCGUAGACCUCAGAGGCGGAGCCGGAAGCGCUAAGCUUUGACCCUCGAGCUGCUUGGAUUUCGAAGGGGGCGACCCCUUUCUUCCUCACCUGCUCCGCCUCCCUUUCUCCCCCGUGACCCGGAGGCCGAAGCCCCUAGGCUGGGCGGGGCGGCGCGGCCCAAGCUUCGGACCCGGAAGAAGCGCCAUCUCCUGCCUUUGCCAUGGAGCCCACCGCGCCGUCCCUCACCGAGGAGGACCUGACUGAAGUAAAAAAGGAUGCUUUAGAAAAUUUGCGUGUAUACCUGUGUGAAAAAAUCAUCGCUGAGAGACAUUUUGAUCAUCUACGUGCAAAAAAAAUACUCAGUAGAGAAGACACUGAAGAAAUUUCUUGCCGAACAUCAAGUAGAAAAAGGGCUGGAAAACUGUUAGACUACUUACAAGAAAACCCCAAAGGACUAGAUACCCUGGUUGAAUCUAUUCGACGAGAAAAAACACAGAACUUCCUGAUACAGAAGAUUACAGAUGAAGUACUGAAACUUAGAAAUAUAAAACUAGAAUAUCUGAAAGGACUAAAAUGUAGCAGCUGUGAGCCUUUUCCAGAUGGAGCUACAAACAAUCUCUCUAGAUCAAAUUCAGAUGAGAGUAAUUUCUCUGAAAAACUGCGAGCAUCCACUGUCAUGUACCAUCCGGAAGGAGAAUCCAGCACAGCCCCCUUUUUUCCUACUGAUUCUUCUCUGAAUUUACCUGUUCUGGAAGUAGGCAGAACUGAAAACACUAUCUUCUCUUCAGCAAUGCUUCCUAGACCUGGGGACCCUGGAGCUCCUCCUUUGCCACCAGAGCUACAGUUAGAAGAAGGAGGAACCUGUGGAAGCUCUAGUGAGAUGUUUCUUCCCUUAAGAUCACGGGCUGUUUCACAGCAAUGACAGUUUUAAUGCCUUUUAAUUUUUUUAAUAAUUACAAAAGAUGUUUUAAAGGAUAUGAAUUGUUUUUAUAAAAUCCCUAUAAUGACAUUAACACAUGACACUUCUAUUUUAAAACAAAUACUGUGCUAAAAAAUAUAAGCAUGUUAUGUAAAUAGAAUUUGUAGACUAAAGGAAGCACACUUUUAGGAUAGCCAAAUGUAAAUCAUGUUGAUCAUGUACUUUUCAGUAUUUUCUACUUUUUGGAUAUUUCAUUGUUCUCAGUGUGUGUUUUAAAAUUUUUAUGUUUUGAGGCUAAUUUUAAUAGGGAACAUUUCUCUGUUGGAAGUUAGCUUCUUAGACUGGGAAUAUUGUUUCUUCUCAGUGCAUUUGUGCUAGAAAUUUUCAGGGCCUAAUAGUCCUUUGCAACCAUUCAGUAAAUUUUCAGGAUUAAGCUGCCGUUCCUGUUCAGAGCCCUUGUGGCGCAGUGGUUAAGAGCUCGGCUGCUAACUGAAAGAUCGGCAGUUCGAAUCCACCAGCACUCCUUGGAAACCCUGUGGGGCGGUUCUACUCUGUCCAGUAGGAUCGCUAUAAGUCGGAAUUGAAUGGACAGCAACAGGUUUCCUUUUCGGAAAUAAAGCCAGUGGCUGACUGGGAAAGCUGCCAGUAUACCGAAAAGAAUCUCUCUCCCACUUUAUUGGGUUUCCAUGAACUCAAUGCUGAAGGAACACCUGAUGGAAUCUGAUCCACUUAAGAUCUUAAUUUGCCAAAAUUUAUUUAUUAACCUUACUAAUACUUUCUUAGAAUUUUUCAUAUUCUUUGCUUUAUCAUUUUAAUUCCUAAAAAAAAAAA
Messenger RNA from Trichechus manatus latirostris (Florida manatee), 1786 nucleotides. RefSeq names its product BCL10 immune signaling adaptor (gene BCL10). Gene Ontology annotation, cellular component: CBM complex; cytosol. Lineage: Eukaryota; Metazoa; Chordata; Mammalia; Sirenia; Trichechidae. Gene Ontology annotation, molecular function: transcription coactivator activity; NF-kappaB binding; kinase activator activity. The transcript has 3 exons. Gene Ontology annotation, biological process: adaptive immune response; apoptotic process; positive regulation of extrinsic apoptotic signaling pathway. The record is from RefSeq and is a predicted model, not a curated record. The coding region runs from base 257 to 958 and encodes 233 amino acids.